AUGUCGACCAAGUCUCACCGGGUUGAGACCUCGAUGGACGUUGCGCGCCGACAACAAUACCAUGUAGCGCAACUAGCAGGUCAUAAAAGGCCCGCUAACGCGCAUGAGCCAACAAAGCCAAAAUCCGAACUUACUAAAUCUUCGGUGCCUCUGCACCAACCACAUGAAGAAUUGGACAUCCUGGAAUCCACCCCAUUGGAGUCGCUGGGGGCCCCUCCAAACCGAUUUACGGCAAGCAAGAUUCACUCGGGCCCGGGCGCAGGUACAGCUGGCCCAGAAGAGGAGCAGCAGAAGACUUCUGCUUCUGCUUCUGCUUCCACUGCAGCGCCAAAGUCUGGCCAGAAUCCUUUUCUUUCACUGACCCAUCCAAAGUAUGGGCUUCCCCCAGCCCUGACCGCAAAUUUUGCUGCGUUGGGAGUCAAAUCUAUCUAUGCGUGGCAGGCUUCGUGUCUGCUUGCCCAGGGUCUACUCUCCGGCGAGCGGCACCUGGUCUACACAGCUCCCACUGGAGGAGGAAAAUCCAUGGUGGCAGACGUCUUGCUGUUGAAGCGUAUCAUUGAAAACCCUACGCGCAAAGCCAUUUUGGUCCUGCCGUAUGUGGCUUUGGUUCAAGAAAAGCUGAAAUGGAUGCGUCGCAUUGUUGAUGGUGUGGGAAAAAACGUACCGGACGAUGAGGACGAUAAUGAAACUUCGACCUACCCUCACAGACGAUGGAAGAAGCUACAGAAACAAAUCCGUGUGACUGGAUUCUUUGGUGGGAGUCGAACGACUACUACCUGGGCUGACACUGACAUUGCGAUCUGCACGAUCGAGAAGGCAAACUCAUUAAUCAAUACCGCCAUCGAGGAGUGCAGUAUUGGAAAUCUAGGUGUUGUUGUGCUUGACGAACUGCACAUGCUUGACGAUGAACAUCGUGGAUACUUGUUAGAGCUUAUGGUCACAAAGUUGCUUUUGCUACAGCAAGACAUUCAGAUCGUUGGAAUGAGUGCCACGCUUUCGAAUACCGAGAUGUUGGCCGAUUGGAUGAAUGCGAGGUUUUUUAUCUCAAAUUACCGACCGGUCCCCAUUGACGAAUAUAUGGUGUAUGAAAAUGCGAUUUAUCCCGCCACAACAUCCCGACAAUUGUUACAGACAGCCACUAAGCUGGUUUCGACGUCAGUACCGCCCCUCAGAAUCAUCGAACCCUCAACAUACAAAGAGCUUGGAAAUGCCGCGACCAAUGCUAUGGUAGCAUUGGCAGUGGAAACUGCUGCGGCAGGCUAUGGAGCUUUGGUAUUUUGUGGAAGUCGCAAUGCAUGCCAGAUUAAUGCUGCAACGAUCGGUGAAGCUAUGCCGCAUACGCAAGAUAAAGAAGAGCUGAAUCGCCGCUUUGAUUUACUUGCCGAUCUCAGGAGCCUCACAUGUGGCUUGGACCCUGUUCUCGAACAGACAGUCGUCAAGGGAACAGGCUUUCAUCAUGCCGGGAUGACAACCGAAGAACGAGAGCUGAUCGCAGCGGCCUAUGACUCAGGUGUACUUAAGGUACUUAUCGCCACAUGUAGUCUUGCUGCGGGAGUAAACCUUCCUGCGCGGAGGGUCAUUAUCAAUGGAGCCCGUAUGGGUCGAGAAUUGGUCGGCCCCGCUAUGCUGCGGCAAAUGUGCGGACGGGCUGGUCGCAAAGGCAAAGACGAUGCUGGCGAGACAUACCUGAUAUGUGUCAAGGCUGAUCUGGAAGCCGUGUGUGAUCUAUUGGAUUCUGACAUGCCUGCCAUAGAGAGUUCUCUUGUGCCUGAAAAAAGAGGCCUGAAGAGAGCUUUGCUAGAGGCCAUCGCAACGGGCUUGGUGUCCGGAUUAGAGGCGAUCAAGGAGUACGUACGAUGUACGCUUCUAUAUCGUACACUUGACAAAAAACUUGCAUAUAGCAUCAUGAACUCCGCCCUGAAAGAAUUGGUGGAUGAAGAGCUCUUGCUUUUGACGGAAGACGAAGCAUAUGGCGCGACUCUCAUAGGCCAAGCCGUCGUCGCCUCGGCAUUCGCCCCCGAAGAUGGUCUUUUCGUUUACGAAGAGCUCAAGAAAGCUCUUCAAGCUUUUGUGAUGGAUGGCGAUAUGCACAUUUUCUACAUGUUCACUCCACUACAGGUGGCCAUGAAUACACCGAUCGAUUGGCCGAUAUUUCGCGAUAAACUCGAUCAAUUGGACGACAGCGGUAUUCGUGCAUUACAAUACGUCGGUGUUCAGCCGGGCUUUGUAAAUACCAUGGCCCAAUCCGGCGCAUCAUUGAAAGAAUUAACGCCCGAACAGAUCCAGAAAGCUCGCAUUUACAGACGGGCGUAUACGGCUUUCCAGCUUCGCGAUUUGAGCAAUGAAGUUCCUUUGGCAACCAUUGCCCAGCGCUAUCACAUUCCCCGUGGUACUGUCCAAACACUAGCACAGCAGUGCCAUGGGUUUGCGGCUGGAAUUGUCAAAUUUUGUCAGCGCAUGAACUGGGGCAUGCUAGCCGCUGUGCUGGAUCACAUGCGCGAUCGACUCGAGGCGGGUGCUCGCGCUGACCUACUUGAGAUGGCGCAGGUGACUUUUGUUCAGAGUUGGACUGCAAGGUUACUAAGGGAGAAUGGGUUUCGGAAUCUGCGUGCCUUGGCCGAGGCUGAUCCGAAAGACCUAGUGCCUGUGCUUAUGAUGGUCAACGCACGCAAAACCCAGAAAAACCAGCUCUAUCCGACGGAGGCAGAGCGAUAUGCUGCAAAGUUAUUAGCAAAGGCCGAGACUAUUGUUGCUUCUGCAAAUAAGAUCUGGGAACGCGAAAUUCAGGUAGAGGUAGAUGCCUGA
Penicillium verhagenii is the source of this 2805-nucleotide messenger RNA. RefSeq names its product DEAD/DEAH box helicase. NCBI's taxonomy places the organism in Eukaryota, Fungi, Ascomycota, Eurotiomycetes, Eurotiales, Aspergillaceae. The coding region runs from base 1 to 2805 and encodes 934 amino acids. The record is from RefSeq and is a predicted model, not a curated record. Gene Ontology annotation, molecular function: ATP binding; nucleic acid binding. The transcript is spliced from 9 exons.